Messenger RNA from Lipotes vexillifer (Yangtze River dolphin), 471 nucleotides. It is a transcript of the gene UQCR10, whose product is annotated as ubiquinol-cytochrome c reductase, complex III subunit X. Gene Ontology annotation, biological process: mitochondrial electron transport, ubiquinol to cytochrome c. The transcript is spliced from 2 exons. The record is from RefSeq and is a predicted model, not a curated record. Lineage: Eukaryota; Metazoa; Chordata; Mammalia; Artiodactyla; Lipotidae. Gene Ontology annotation, cellular component: respiratory chain complex III. The coding region runs from base 59 to 253 and encodes 64 amino acids.
GGAGAGAUAGCUCGGUCGCGGUGCAUGCGCGGUGGCUCUAGUUCGGUAGCGGACAAACAUGGCGGGCCCGACGUUGACUGCGAGGUUGUACUCCCUGCUGUUCCGCAGGACCUCUACCUUUGCCCUCACCAUAGCCGUGGGCGCCCUGUUCUUCGAGCGCGCCUUCGAUCAAGGCGCGGACGCAAUCUACGAACACAUCAACGAAGGGAAGCUAUGGAAACACAUCAAGCACAAGUAUGAGAACAAGGCGUAGUUCCUCGGAGGCCCCAGUCCAGGCCAGAAGGACCAGGUCCAGCCACCAGCUGUUUGCCCAGACUCAGGGCCUCAGCUUGAAGAUGAAGCUCAUGUCACUCUACACGGGCCACCUUUAGCUGUUGGCAGAUGACGUCACCUGACAGACUCUUUAACUUCUGCUAUGUUUGAAGUAUGUUUAGUCAGAGUCAUCAACAAAUAAAUGUAAAUUGUCCUUGA